Anopheles stephensi (Asian malaria mosquito) is the source of this 649-nucleotide messenger RNA. RefSeq names its product agglutinin-like protein ARB_02240. The record is from RefSeq and is a predicted model, not a curated record. NCBI's taxonomy places the organism in Eukaryota, Metazoa, Arthropoda, Insecta, Diptera, Culicidae. The coding region runs from base 87 to 557 and encodes 156 amino acids. The transcript is spliced from 2 exons.
GGCUAGAGAGCUGUAUAAAUUGUUUCACCCUUUUAGAAGCCACUCAGUCACAUUUGAACCACUAAAGUGAAAACAAGCAUACUAAAAUGCAUCUACGAAAAAUUUCUGUUUCCAUUGUUUUGGCGUUCUUUUGCACGCUGCUGGUGACAGAUGCACUGACAAUCCAGGAACUAAGAGCACAAAUUGCACAGCAGCGCAUAGCGCAACGGUACGGCAUUACAACAACUAGCGAAGCAACGACCACCGCUAGUAGCGAUUCUGCCACUACUACGUCCUCUGCGACAACUUCCGAAAGCUCAGCCAAUACGACAUCUUCCGAUAGCACUACAACGACAGAGUCCACUACAGAAGCUGAAUCGACGACUGCCGACAGUACUACUGAGGCAGCAACGACUACAUCCGAAUCCAGCACAACCGCCGACUCAUCCAGCACAACCGCCGACUCAUCUAGCACAGGAACGACAAGCGUUGAAGAUGGACUAAUCGCUCAAUAUCGUGACCAGGUACGACAGGAAGCUAUUGCACGUGCUUUGGCAAGGGCGGCCGCAUUAGGGUGAUUUUUUCUUCGUCUGGAAAUUAUUUCACUAAUAUGAAACUUAUAAAUUUCUAAAAUAAAAAAGAGUAGCUGUUGAUUCCAAGCAAAACCACA